UGGCCGGACCACGGAACACCCGAUCAGCAGUGCUGCCAGAGUUCGAUAAGGAUCAAAGGACUCGAUAAAACAGGAAGCAUGGACGACGUCGUGCAUCAAAAUUCCCUCAUCCUCUCGACUGCGGGAGCGGUCCCAGUUGUGAAUGAGAAGGGUGAGGUGUACAUGAAAAAAGUCAAAGUCCAGAGAUACAUCUCUGGAAGGCGACCCAAAUAUGCUCCAGACGACAGCGAAGAAUCAGCGUCGUCGGACGACGACUUCAUCGUUGAGAGACAACGACCUUCAAGGAAGAUAGAGAGACCCGAGCUGCGCACAGGAGCAGAUCAAUCAGGCAGCGAGGAGGAUGCAGAGGAAGGCGAUGAACUACCGCAAGACGACGAGCUCUCGGACCGUACUGCGGGUCAAGAAAUCGAUGACCGAGACCUCGACGAUCCUCGGCUCCGGAGAUUGAUGCGACGAAAGCAGGAGACGCGAACCAUUGAGAGCGCCACCGUCGUUGAGGGCGACGACUCCGACCGCGAAACAGGACGUCGACGACAUCGAAGUUCGUCCCCGUCUUCGAGUUCGUCUGACAACGAGGAUCUCGACGACGAAGAACGCGAAAGGAAGCGCUUACAGAUAAAACAGAGAGCGCUCCAACGAGCGAAAGAUCAAGAGGAGGAGCUUGUACGCGAAGUAGAAAACAAACAGGACGAAGAACCUCAAGAGGAUGAGGAGUCCGAGUAUGAGGAAUACAUCGAAAGCGAAGAGGAAGAGCAAGGUCCGCGAUUGAAACCUGUAUUCGUACGACAGAGAGAUCGUAUCACAAUCCAAGAGCGAGAACAGGAGGAAGAGCGGAAGUAUCGAGCAGAAUUGGAAAAGAAGAAGAAGGCCGAAGAGAAACGGAGGCAGACUCUGAAGAUCGUAGAGUCCGAAGUCAGGAAGGAAGUGGAAGAAACUAAAGAGGAAACCAAGACAGGAGCCUGCGUUGGGAAUAUUGAAGACGUCAACACAGAAGACGAGAACGACGAAGCCGCCUACGAGGCGUGGAAAGUCCGGGAGUUGAAACGGAUAAAGCGAGACCGAGAAGCUCGAGACGCGAUCGAGAGAGAGAAAAUGGAGGUCGAGAGACUGCGCAACAUGACCGAAGAGGAGCGUCUGCGCGAGCUGAAAAACAACCCGAAGAAAAUCGUCAACAAAUCAACGAAAGGAAAGUACAAAUACCUCCAGAAGUACUAUCAUCGGGGAUCCUACUUCGUCCAGGACCAGGAAGACGAUAUUUACCGCAGAGAUUUCUCUGUUCCGACCCUUGAAGAUCACUUCAACAAAUCCGUACUACCGAAGGUCAUGCAAGUCAAAAACUUCGGACGAUCGGGUCGGACCAAAUACACGCAUCUUCUUGAUCAAGAUACGACGAAAGCCGAUUCGCCGUGGUCGGCCGAUACCGCUCAAAACCUCAAAUGGCACAUCGAGAAAGCAGGUGGAUCGAAAGCAUCUCUCGGUGAUCGACCUUCAGUUCGGAAACCGCGGAACUAGGAGGGGAAUGGGUACUGGAGCUGUACAUUAGUUUUGUGUAUAAAUAAUGAAAUCGGAGAG
This is a messenger RNA of Galendromus occidentalis (western predatory mite), 1572 nucleotides long. It is a transcript of the gene Mfap1, whose product is annotated as Microfibril-associated protein 1. The transcript is spliced from 4 exons. Lineage: Eukaryota; Metazoa; Arthropoda; Arachnida; Mesostigmata; Phytoseiidae. The record is from RefSeq and is a predicted model, not a curated record. The coding region runs from base 79 to 1512 and encodes 477 amino acids.